This is a messenger RNA of Manihot esculenta (cassava), 1099 nucleotides long. Its product is annotated as probable calcium-binding protein CML36. The record is from RefSeq and is a predicted model, not a curated record. The coding region runs from base 189 to 857 and encodes 222 amino acids. The transcript has a single exon. NCBI's taxonomy places the organism in Eukaryota, Viridiplantae, Streptophyta, Magnoliopsida, Malpighiales, Euphorbiaceae. Gene Ontology annotation, molecular function: calcium ion binding.
GAACGAAGCUUCCUGGAAGUUGCCAUGGCACUCACUGCUCCCACUCUCCAUUUAAGCGAUCCACCUUCGUCUCUCUUUCUCCUCAACCCCUCAAUUUCUUCUUCUUCUUCAUCUUCUUCUUCAUCUUCUUCUUCUCCUCUAUUUCUCUAUACCCAUUUUAGGUUUCUGGGUCACUCAGUUUUUCCGCCAUGAAACAGUUCAUCAAGGCUAUCAGUCCCAAACGCCUUUUCAGAUCCAAAAAGGACCGAUCUGUUGUCUCCAGAUCUGAUCCGUCGUCAUAUAGUUAUGGUGCGUCGUCGUCUUCGUCUUCCGACUCUUCCGUUUCCAACCAUAAGCCUGAUUUGAUAGGCGGUGCGGUUGAUAUCGGAACGCCUACCAGUGUUCUCCCUGAUUUAUCCGGUGACUGGUCAGACAUCUCCUGCGAUACUUAUUCAGAGCUGCUUCAGGCCUUUAAGCUCAUAGACAAGGAUAAUGAUGGGAUUAUCCCAAGGAACGAGUUAGAGGCGCUGUUGAGCCGAUUGGGAGCGAAACCUCCCAGCCAAGAAGAGGUGGCGACGAUGUUAAGCGAGGUGGAUCAGGAGGGCGAUGGAUUCAUAAGCGUGGAGGCUCUAAUGAGCCGCAUCGGCUCCACCUAUGAACCGGCGGCGGACGAUGAGCUUAGAGUGGCUUUUGAGUUCUUUGACACGGAUCAGGACGGGAAAAUAACAGCCGAGGAGCUACUCGAAGUUUACAAAACGCUCGGGGACGAGCAGUGCACGUUAGACGAUUGCCGGCGCAUGAUAGCACAGGUGGAUAAGAACGGGGUUGGGUUUGUAUGCUUCGAAGAUUUUUCUCGCAUGAUGGAGCUUCAAAGAUGAUCAUUGUUAUAAUUAGAUCAUGCGAUGGUGGUGCACUUGAUAAAUGUCUUGAUUUUUUUUUUCUUUUUUGUCCUUUAUAAUUUUCUUCUUAAGAAUCGAGUGAUCUGGGGUGGAGUAGGAGUAGCUAUGGUGGAGAUGAGUUACAUAGUAAAAGAUCAGGAGCGGCCCUGAUUGCUUGAUCUCGCUGCAAAUAUGCCUCUCUCAGCCGUAUAUAUAUGAUGAUCAGAUAAUUCCUUUGAACA